AUGGCUACCGCAUCAUCACUUCUUCUGGCACCACCUUCUCCACUCUCCAUUCAAUUUCAAUCUUCCUGCUCUCACCUUUCGUUCUCCCGCUCCCAAAUUCUUCACUCAUCGUUCAUCACUUCAUCAUUGCCGUCGCUCUCAGCUUCUUCUUCAAUCUCGUCUCUUUCACCAACCACUCCUUCUGGUAAUUUCUCCGUGUAUUGUGGUAGAGGCGAUAGGAAAACUGCAAAGGGAAAACGCUUCAUCCAUUCGUUUGGAAAUGCAAGGCCUAGGAACAAGAAUAAAGGUAGAGGACCACCUAGGAUUUAUGCUCCACCGGAUUUAUCCAAAAAAGAAACGCUUGAAGAUAAGGAAGUGAUUGAGAUUACCAUUCAGGAAUGA
Molecule: messenger RNA, 381 nt
Organism: Lathyrus sativus (Indian pea)
Lineage: Eukaryota; Viridiplantae; Streptophyta; Magnoliopsida; Fabales; Fabaceae
Source: the annotation of a GenBank genome assembly